AUGGUUCAGGGAAGAGGCAGUAGUGCAACAAUGCUACUAUUCUGCGCAUUGGUGCUUUGCUCUGUCAUGGCUCAUGCAACCACCUUUCAGGUUGGGGAUGCAGCUGGUUGGACCUUUAACACCGUAAAUUGGCCUGACGGAAAGACUUUCAAGCCUGGCGAUACACUUGUGUUCUCUUAUAGUCCUGCUGCGCACAACGUGGUGAAAGUGGAUGAAGCUGGUUACAAUUCAUGCACUGCUUCAGAAGGAUCAAAAACGUAUCAAUCAGGAAAUGAUACCAUCAAGCUUUGCCCGGGAAAAAGCUUUUUCAUCUGCACUUUUCCUGGUCACUGCCAAGGUGGGAUGAAAAUUGCAGUCAAUGCUGCAUGA
This is a messenger RNA of Abrus precatorius (Indian licorice), 369 nucleotides long. RefSeq names its product basic blue protein-like. The coding region runs from base 1 to 369 and encodes 122 amino acids. The transcript has 2 exons. Gene Ontology annotation, molecular function: electron transfer activity. The record is from RefSeq and is a predicted model, not a curated record. NCBI's taxonomy places the organism in Eukaryota, Viridiplantae, Streptophyta, Magnoliopsida, Fabales, Fabaceae. Gene Ontology annotation, cellular component: plasma membrane.